This is a messenger RNA of Nanorana parkeri, 1750 nucleotides long. Its product is annotated as RING finger protein 112-like. Gene Ontology annotation, molecular function: GTP binding; GTPase activity. Bases 1 to 1743 code for a protein of 580 amino acids. The transcript is spliced from 12 exons. Gene Ontology annotation, biological process: protein homooligomerization; endoplasmic reticulum organization. NCBI's taxonomy places the organism in Eukaryota, Metazoa, Chordata, Amphibia, Anura, Dicroglossidae. The record is from RefSeq and is a predicted model, not a curated record.
AUGUGUAACAUUGUCUCCUUCUUUCGCAGCAGUAACAGCUCUGCGCAGGAUGACCUCAGUUUCCACUCCCUGAUGGAAGAGAUCACCUGCUCCAUCUGUCUGGACGACCUGCAGGAUCCCGUCUCCAUCGCAUGUGGUCACACCUUCUGCCGCGUGUGUAUCAGCACGCACUGGAGCACGCCGCAGCUGGAAGGGUACCUGUGCCCCGAGUGCCGGAAGCAAUGUCCCCGAUACCAGAUAGCCCCGGACUACCGGCUGAUGAACCUCAUAUCCAAGAUCCAGAAGGGGGUGCAGGAGAAUGUGAACGGCCCCGGGAAGGGGUCACAGGUAUCCUCGGAGCAUGGGUACCCGGUACAGCUGGUGUGGACUGAUGGCAGCGGCUGCCUACAUUUGAACGAAUCGGUCCUGUGGGAUUGUUUUAUGAACUCUGAGUCAUCAAGUUACCCCGUCUACCUGCUUGGCGUCAUUGGAGAGAAGCGUCGGGGAAAAUCUUUCCUGAUGAAUUACAUUAUGAGGGCCCUGGAGAGCCAGGAGAAGGGCGAAGAGUUCAGCUUGGGGGCAGAAGACGAGCCCCUACAAGGGUUUCAAUGGAGAUCUGGCAUUGACAGCACUACAAAGGGUGUAUGGAUGUGGAGCAAACCAUUCAUACUGGGCGCCAAGGGGGAGAAGGUGGCGGUCUACAUCCUGGACACGGAGGGGUCUCUAGAUAUUGAAGGCGACCGGGAAAGCUGCAUUAAGCUCUCUGCGCUGUCUAUGCUGCUCAGCUCCCAUCUGAUAUUCAACGUGGCCAGCUGUCUGAAGGAGACGGAGUUGGACUACAUGGAGAUGUAUCUGCACAUGGGGGAGGAGUACGGCUCCCAGCGGCUACAGUAUCUGGAUAUUCUGAUCGGGGAUUGGCAUGACUCCAUUAAUUGCGGCAGAGACGCGGCCCGUUUCUAUAUUAAUCGUGAAAUUGAGAAGCUCCAGAAGGGCUGCAAUUACCCAAAAGUUUUAUGGGGCUUGAAAAGCAGUCACACCCGCUGUUUCUUGCUCCCCCAUCCGGGCAAAGGGAUAACAGGAGAGGGACAGGGACGACUUCAAGAUAUGGAUGAAGACUUCCAAGAGAACCUGCGCACAUUCAUAGUGGACGUGGUGAAAGGCGUGUGGCACCGCACUAAGAUGGACCGGACCGGGGGUGCCCUCUCCAGCGCACACCUUCCCGCCUUGCUGCAGGAAUUUGUUGACGUUCUUGAGCGGCAAAAAUACGGCUUCUCAACACCAAUGGAGAUGUUUUAUGUUAUUAAGAACCAGAAGAUCCUGGAGAACAUCAAGAUGGAGCUGGCCGAAUUCCUCAGUAAUCGGCCUUCCCACCUCUUGCCAUCCACCAUGAGAACCCUCGUCUCCGAGAAGAUGGAGGAACUGACCAAGAAGUUCACCGACUCCUUUCUGGGUCCCAACACAGCCCACCACACCAACCUGCUGGGGGAGCUGGAGACGCACCUGCAGGAAGAACUGGAGAAGUUCUGUUCUGGGUACACUACGCGUUUCACCUGUAACGCCAUCGGACUGGGCCUGACGGCGGGCGUCGGGUUGUACGGAGUGGUUGGCGCCGCCGCCGCCAGGGGCACCGUCAUCCUGGCCUCGCAGCCAGCUGUAGCCGUGGCAGAAAGCGCCGUCGCCAGGUCGGUGGCCACAGGCACUGUGACCCUGCUGAAGGAUGGACUGUCCGCCCUGGUGGGGCGAUUUUUCCGAGGUGGCCUUUAACGCAUGA